Molecule: messenger RNA, 2232 nt
Organism: Letharia lupina
Lineage: Eukaryota; Fungi; Ascomycota; Lecanoromycetes; Lecanorales; Parmeliaceae
Exons: 7
Coding region: 1-2232 (743 amino acids)
Source: RefSeq, a predicted model, not a curated record
AUGGACUGGGGAUCCUUGCCUCUGGCAGCUCACGAUGUUUCCCCCAACUUCUGUGACUUCAGCAUACAAGAAGAUCUGGACUAUGACAUCACUCAGCAAGCUGAAUACCAAACGCUCGGUCAAGCGUUCGAAGAUGUUAUGAAUGAAAUCGAGAUGGAUGCUCAUUUGCCCUACACAGAGUCAAAUUACACGGAACUUCAACAUGAGCAACAGCAAUAUUCCGGUGAGAUGCAACCUGGAGCAGAACCUGUCUCCAUGCAAAAUAACCCAAAUCUGGUCGACAACGAUACUUAUACCACGUUUUGUGGUGUUUACUCACCUGAAAAGCUGUCUCCCGUGAGGAACAGUCGAAACACAGACUCACCGUAUCACUGCCCACGGUAUGACAACAAACUAGCUGCACGCAACAAUGUAAAAGAACGUUUCCCACACUGCAUAACCAAGGAUGGUAAUCCAGACGCACUGAGGUGGAAUGGUCAUACCAGCCUUAAACCACUUUGCAAAGGGGAAAUGAGAGACAAAGCGCGCUGUGACAGGUUUCGUGACAGCCUUGAAGCAUGGAGUGGUGUUGCAAUCCCCUCAAAGCUCUCGUGGGGUCAAGUAAUUGUCAAGUUCGUGUCCUCGGUGAGAGUCUCCUCAGCGAGACGAGGAAACCAUCUCUGUGCUGUCUGUGGCGGCGGAACCUUUUCAAAAAUCGAUCACGUCAAGAGUCACUUCAUUGGAUGUGUGAAAAGAUAUGGGAACCCUAAGGGAGCGAAUUGGUAUGAUCGCUUGGACCCCAAGCACAUUAAGAAACAUUUACCAGGAAGGCCUGAUGCCACUGUAUAUGCUCCACCAACCAUCGCGUCCAGUUACGCUCCUGUCAUGCCUUUGGGGGAUCAGGGGUCCCAUCCAGCAGCAGCCUACACGUCCACCCCAGUCAACUAUGUUCCAGCUAUGUCGCAAGAGUACCAGUCGUCCCUUUCGGAGUACCCACCCAUCCCGCUUGACUACACUCCAAUCAUGAAUCACGGAGAUCAGCCGCCAUUUCCAGGAGAGUAUCCGCCGAUUGCUCCAAUUCUCUUGCAGCACAAUGCAAAUGCUUUUUCGACCUUUUCGUCCCACUCACUGAGAUUCCGUCGAGCAGUUACGCGAAAUCCCCUCGAUUUCACCAUGGAGCAACACAUAGUAGAGCAAUACUUGGCGAGGAUAGGAUACGCUUCAGGCCCAGAGCAACAAUUACCAGAGCCAGAGCCAAACCCAAACCCAAGACGGAAUUUUAGACUAGCGGCGAUUGAGGAAGUCCAGGCACAGAUUCUAGACCAGCUCCAAGAGCAAUAUGCAGCUCAACAACAAGCUGCCUCUACCAUCUCAUCAAGACCAGCGAUCCAAAAUUGCAGUCCGGACCUACGCGAGGAAGCAUCAUCGCCAUCUAUUUUCCCUGACAUGUCUUCCACAGCUUCCACGCCUGGUACAGAAGCUGACUACCAGCAUUGGGAGCCUAACCUCGAGCGCGAGUCUCUAUUACCCACCCCGCCUUCGGCACCCCCAACAAAGGCCGAAAUACUUGUAGGACUACAUUCUGAGCUCGAGCGCCGUCAGAAGACAUGCCUGGGGAUCGAGCGUCAGAUCAAGGCUUGCCAGAAAGCUAUCCGGACUCAUCCGUCUAGGCAGAAGAAGAUCGAGAAGGAGUAUGACAAACGGAUCGCGAAAUUUGGGAAGCCAGUGCCUGGUGAAAAACAAGAAACGGUCGAUGCCGAGAAGCAGAAAGAUGCCAAAACAGCAGAAGAAGCCGAAAUCGAGGAAAUGAGGGAUAUCUACAAACAAUACGAUCGCGAUUUAUCUGGAAUCCCGACCGCGGAGUCGGUGGAUGCUUUCUUCGCCGUCAUCGCUAACACUGAAAACCACCUCAAGAAGGCUGAAGAAGCGAACAAGGUUGCAAAGAAGCGAGAAGCAAGAUUGGAGGAAAAGCUUUACGAGGCAAGGUGCGCAGUGUUUGAAAUGGAGGAUGAGAUUGAGGAGGUGGAGAAUGGAGCGACGGAAAAAGAGGUCAGGGAGCCGGAAGUGGAGAAAAGCAGGAUUGAGGGUCACAAGAAGGGUGAGAGGAAGCCAAAGCGUGGGAAAGGGGUCAAAGAUAGACAAAAAGGGGAAGGAGAAGGCGGCGAUAAAAGAGUACGGAUAAGACGUAAGAGGCGGUGGAAGAUAUCUAGCAAAGCUGGGAAGACGAGUUCAGAUAUUGCUUUGGAUAGCUAG